This is a messenger RNA of Wasmannia auropunctata (little fire ant), 1749 nucleotides long. RefSeq names its product metallophosphoesterase domain-containing protein 1. Lineage: Eukaryota; Metazoa; Arthropoda; Insecta; Hymenoptera; Formicidae. The transcript has 5 exons. The record is from RefSeq and is a predicted model, not a curated record. Bases 61 to 972 code for a protein of 303 amino acids. Gene Ontology annotation, molecular function: hydrolase activity.
AUAUAUGUAUAUAAUAGCGAGUAGCGACGGGCAACGAGCUGUCACAUUCACCGGUUCAGCAUGAAGAUAGCUAUUCAUCCAUUGACAGCUGAUCCUACGGCAGCCUGGCGCGAGUUAUCUCAGCAUCAGAAAGUUGUUAAAAUAAAUACUAAAUUGCCGACGACCGAGGCACCGAGCGACAAAUUGCGCGUAGUAUGCAUGAGCGACACGCAUUCCCUCACGCCGUUCAUAAAGUUUGACGUGCCCGCGGGAGACGUCUUCAUCCACGCUGGAGAUUUUACAAAAUGCGGUAGCCUGCAAGAGGUCGUAGAAUUCAAUAAUUGGAUAGGUAAAUUAUAUCGUAACUUGCCACACAAGCACAAAAUAGUUAUAGCUGGAAACCAUGAACUUAGCUUCGAUCCCACAUUCACGCAUCCCUUUUCUGUGCAUACCAGUGGAGAUCAUCAGAAACAUACAGGAACCAGCAUACUCGACAAUAUCCCUACCUUGGGUAUGUCCAAGGAUACUCUCGCAGAAGCUAUUAAAACUACUAAUGUUAAAGAUUAUUUGACAAAUUGUACAUAUCUUGAAGAUUCUGAGAUUACAUUACACGGAAUCAAGAUAUACGGUACUCCAUGGCAACCAGAGUUUUGUAAGUGGGCAUUUAACGUACCGCGUGGAGAAGCAUGCCUCUCAAAAUGGGAAAUGAUUCCAUCUGACACAGAUAUUCUCGUAACGCAUACUCCUCCUGUAGGUCACGGAGACCUGUGCUGCACUGGAGUACGAGCUGGAUGUGUCGAAUUAUUGUCGACGGUGCAGAACCGCGUGAAGCCCAAAUAUCAUGUAUUUGGUCACAUACACGAAGGAUAUGGCAUAUCUUCAGACGGCAAGAUAAUAUAUAUUAAUGCAUCAACAUGUGAUCUAAAUUAUCUGCCAAGUAAUCCACCGAUAGUAUUUGAUAUAACCCUUCCUCCCGGUACUAAAAAAUCUUAAACCUUUAAACGAAAUAGCAUCAAUGUAUAUUUCACUGCAUAAUACUACGUCAGAAAAUACUUUAAAAUCCUUCUUACGAGCUUAGAAAAACGAUUACGUGAUCGACUUAAAAUUAGAUAGUAAUCUCUUGCCUUAUUUUUUAAAUAUGUAUAAGCAUAUAGUAUAAGUAUUAAUUCGCCUUUCUUUUUUACACGAUUUGUAAUAUCUCAAUAAUAUUGAAUAAGAUAUAAUCUAAUUUGUAAUCUUUUUCCUAAAUAAAAAUAAAUUAUAUGUUAUAUUGUCCAUUUCUCGUGAUAAAUAUAAAUUAUAAAACUUUGGUCGUUUACGUUCAAUAAGAGAUUAUUUGAUAUUCCAUAAAUUCUGUUUUUGUUAAAGGAUGGAAUUAGUGAAAGAAUUUAUUAUUAAAAAUAUCGCAUUUUUGGGAUAUCCUCACACUUUACAGAUUUAUCAUUAAUAAAAAAAAUCACUUUUACUUUUUACAUACAUUUAUUGUAAUACCCACUCGAAUAACAAAUGGCACUUUCUUAUUAAGCAAAAAAAUUUGCAAUCAUCAUCAUAGUCAUAUCAAGCUAAAUUUGCAUGUUGACCGGAAGCUGUUUUAGUGAAUGAAAUCAGAGUUCGCAUAUUCAUCGAGUGUAAUAAAUUAUCUCGAUUUUAAUCUAAUUAUUAUUAUUAUAUUAAGUUGCUUGCAUUAAAAACAUGAUCAGUGCCAUUUUCCUAUCGUGUACAUUAUAAUCUCAAUACGCUGGACACAUUUUAAUACUAAACUACAAAAAU